Molecule: messenger RNA, 1084 nt
Organism: Polychytrium aggregatum
Lineage: Eukaryota; Fungi; Chytridiomycota; Chytridiomycetes; Polychytriales
Product: coatomer epsilon subunit-domain-containing protein
Exons: 6
Coding region: 82-981 (299 amino acids)
Biological process (GO): intra-Golgi vesicle-mediated transport; retrograde vesicle-mediated transport, Golgi to endoplasmic reticulum; endoplasmic reticulum to Golgi vesicle-mediated transport
Cellular component (GO): COPI vesicle coat
Molecular function (GO): protein binding; structural molecule activity
Source: RefSeq, a predicted model, not a curated record
CUCGAGAUUCCCGUUGCUGCCUCCAGGCCUUGCUGCCCGCCCCGUCCUGCCGCCCAGUCCCUGCCUCUGCAAACCGUCGAUAUGGCCGAUCCUGCUCUAGACGAGAUUCUGCCCAUCCGCAACCUCUUCUAUCUCGGCGACUACCAGAAGGUCGUCAACGAGGCCACAAAUCCUCAUCAGCCCCGGACCGAGCAGGCACGAUUACUGCGCAGGGUCUUCCUCUACCGGGCCUAUCUGGCUCAGAAAAAGUACAACAUGGUCAUCAGCGAGAUCGCAAAGGCGUCCGAGAUCGAGCUGAGAGCGAUUGGCACCAUCGCCCGCUAUUUCAUCACCCCCGCCGCCCAGCGAGAUCAACUCGUUGCCGAGAUGAAGGCCUUGGCGGACGAAUCCCUGGGUCUCAACGUUACCGUCCAAAUUCUGGCCGCUACCCUGUUUUUCGCACACGGACUACUAGACGAUGCGCUCAGGCUCGUCGCCGAGAAGCAUCAGAACUUGGAAUGCAUCGCGCUGACCGUACAAGCCUACCUGAAACUCGAUCGGCCCAACCUCGCUCUGCAGGCCGUCCAGAAGAUGAAGGCCUGGGCCGAGGAUGAUGUCCUGGCGCAGCUGAUCGAGUCGUGGGUCAAUCUCUAUAUCGGCGGGCCUGAACGCACCCAGGAGUCUGUCUACACCUUUGAGGAACUGGUCUCGUCCAAGGGCCCGACUGCCAAGCUGCUCAACAGCCAAGCGGUCUCCAAAAUGACCACUGGACAGUUCGCGGAGGCCGAGGGUCUCUUGUUCGAAGCUCUCAACAAAAACAACAACGAUCCCGACACCAUUGCCAACCUGCUGGUGUGUGCCGAUGCAACCGGCAAGUCGUCCGACGUGAUCAACCGAUACAUCAGCCAACUGCACGAUGUCGCCCAGGACCAUGCUGCCCUCCAGGACCGCUCGCUGAAGGAGACUCUUUUCGACCGCUGUGCACAGCGGUUCCAGAUCUAGAACCUCUGACCGCGCUCGCCCUUUCGUAUUCCUUGACCCCAUCGUGCACUCGCCCGCAGCUCUAAAUAAAGCCGAGCUGGCUGCACAAGCCACUUCCACCCGC